UAACAUUACUGCUUGUAAUAAAAUUUCAGCUUUUGUUUCAGAUUGAAUGUUUGAAACAAACUUUUUGAGAAUUAAGUGUCUUAGCUGAGUGUCUGAAACAUGGAAGCCAAGCGAGUAAAGAGGGAUGUUAAAGCUUUGCUUGGUGAAUAUGUUGGACAAAGACUUAGAGAAAAUGGUUUUGAUCCAAAGGGGAAAGGCACCGCUACCAUGUUGGAUGAACUGGCUCAUUAUGACUUGGCUAUAAGUAUGGCUUUGUGGCGGCUCAAUAAAGAUAAAGGGAAGACUGCAGUAAAGAAUGACAUUAUAGGAAUUGGUAGUCCAUGUCAUAGCCACUACCCUAAUCACCUGGAAAGAGAGGCGAUGAUUCUUUCAUCCUUUGCAGGAAUGUUGCUGAACAGUUUACCUAUACAAGACAUUCUUUCUCUGUACAACUGCAAGCCAUCUGCUUCUUACUCUUAUAACCACAAUAAGCAGGGCAAUAUUGUUCACCCAUUCUCCCUGUCCUAUCAUCCAUUUGCAAUGCUUAGUUCGUUCAAAGCGGUGGAGCACUCCAGACAACACACCUUGAUGCUGAAUCGUCGGAUGAAGGAACAGAAUAAACAGAAGACAGAAACAGACACUCUGUUGUCGCCCUCCACCUCAUCCUCUUCUAGCUCCUCUUUUAGUGACAGUGAAGAUUCUUUACAACCUUAUGAGGGCUCUCAAGAAUCUCUGCAGGAUUGAAGACAUGUUUGUUUUGACUAUGUAUUCAUAGCUUAUGAAUAUGUCCAGUAUAGGCUUUUAUCACUUUUGUCAAAAGUUUUCUUUUCCUAAGCUGUGUGUAAGACCAGAUGACAUAAAAAUUAGUUUUAUUGUAUAAAGAUUUAGCAAUUCACUCUUUUCGUAAUUUGUGUCAUAUAGCCAUAUCCAAAUAAUAAAAGGUGUGCAAGAAUUUAUUUUGCCCACAAGCAUUCUCACUAAAAAGUGUUUGAGAAAAAAAUGUUUAACGUGAAUGUUUAAGUUCUUGAGCAGUUAAACACAGUAUGUCAUUUGUUGAGUUUUAUACAUUUAAUGUUGAUAGCAAUAGUUUUUAAACAAAAUAAUCUUGUUAUUGUAUAAAUCAAAACACAAGAGUGCAUUUGAGGUUAGGUUUUUGCCAGCUAGGAAUUUUGAUUUGAUGAAUCAGGGCUUUUAAAUGUAUAGAUGGGAUUAGGAGGUUGGCAGCAGCAUUAAAGUUCCAAAUUCCAGUCACUGAGAUGACAAAUAAACUUUGAUCCACCACAUGCUGAUGAAGGUUUAUAAAGCAGACUCCAUGACCACAUGGUUUCUUUGAUUGUAUAUCUGGUUUAUGGCUGUUUUCUGGUGUUCCUAUCAAAAAUAGCUAAAUAAAUGUAAUUAAAUGAAA
Paramisgurnus dabryanus is the source of this 1384-nucleotide messenger RNA. The record is from RefSeq and is a predicted model, not a curated record. NCBI's taxonomy places the organism in Eukaryota, Metazoa, Chordata, Actinopteri, Cypriniformes, Cobitidae.